CACCUGCUGAUUUUCUCCAGGUUGGACUGCACCAGAGUCUCAGCCAUCGUUAAGGCGGUCAACUCGGCCUACCAGAUGGCUGCGCAGUGUUGAGAUGUGUCAAAGAAAGGGUCAAAUUCCGGCGUCCAUCGGAAAUCAGGUCAUCUGGAGGAUGAAAAUCCAUGGCAGAAGAAGGCCGACCUGCUGCUCCUCGCACGCCGAGUAAUAAAUUGUAAUAAUCCCGGAGUUGUUGCUCGGGUCUCGGCCAGUUGUCCCUCGGCCUUUGUUUGGGAGGAUGACCACGCUUGUCUUGCAAUCUGGAGGUCCCUCGUGUGCCUGGACUACCAAUGCACCCGGGAGGGAAUGCGUGCAUGUUUGACUGCUGAUGUGUCUCGUCAGCGAGUGAAUCCUUUUGUGGACGAAAUGUGAUUGUUUAUCUCCAGAGACAUCAUUGGUGGAGCGGUCAUCAGCCACCAAGAGGCCGGCGGCUGAGGGGGAUGGGGGGGAGGAGCCAAAGAAAAAGAUUAGUUUUGGCCUCGGCAAACCCCUAGACAAAGGCACUGUGGGAAUGCCUCCAUCCGCAAAGAAACCCCUUGGUGGCAUUUCAAUCAAGCUUGGCCAGUCGCAGCAGAAAAAUGCCACCCAGACUGGAGCAUCUGCAUUGAAGCCAAAGGUUGGAGCAGCAGCAUCUGUUUUCGGCUCAGAAGACGAUGAUGAUGUCGAGGAAGAGAUGCCUCCAGAGGCAAAAAUGAGAAUGAAGAAUAUAGGAAGAGAUACCCCAACAUCUGCAGGGCCAAACAGCUUUGGCAAGACGAGGAUGGGUUUCUGCGAUUCCAAAAAGAUUUAUGAAAAACAGUUAAGAGAUGUCCAGGACAAAGCGAACAAAUUAGAAUAAUCAUGAGAGUCGUUAGGGUUAUAGAAAAUGUCCAAAAUAUGUUAUUGCGGGUAAACUAGAAUCCACAUAGUAGGAAGAGUUUGGAUGCAUUUUGUUGAUUUUGAGGUGGAGGAUGGUUUUUAAGUAUGGAUUUGCAUCAGUGCAUGAAGAGGCUCUCUGUCAAGACCAAUGAUGUGUUUUGUUACAGUGUUUGAUUGGAUGUAAGAGUCUAGACAGUGUAAAAGUCUUUGCUCAUAUAGCUAACCUUAAGGCAUACAUAAUAGGGAUUUGGAAGUUAGUGGAAGAUGGUAUGAUCUGGUGCAACUAACAUAGCAGCACAGUCAACCUAAUAUAUAGGAAAGGUUUGCACAGACAACUUUAGUGGUCAGAUUUGUUGUCAGUUUAUAUAAAAAAAAGCACAUAACCACUGCUGGGUCAUUUAAUCAUAAAUGACUAUGAUUAUAUCAUGGAAAAUGUACACUUUAUCCGUUUGGGGCUAUUCACUGUUUAUUAGUGUGUGUGGCACUGAUGAAAUACUUGGUGUGAGUACUGAAGCUUCCUGCCAUCAUGUACACUUGUCUUGCUUAUUCAAGCCAUGUACAUUUAGCAUUAUAAUCUUGGAUAUUUAGGAAGAGAGGAAAUUAAUUGAAAUUAAUGGGAUUUGUAUGUAUUUAUGAAAAGGAUAUUAACCCAAUGACCCUGUAUGGCAAAAAAGUGUACCAUGUCCUUUCUAAGGAAGUAAAUUAUUAUUCCUG
Messenger RNA from Penaeus vannamei (Pacific white shrimp), 1608 nucleotides. The record is from RefSeq and is a predicted model, not a curated record. NCBI's taxonomy places the organism in Eukaryota, Metazoa, Arthropoda, Malacostraca, Decapoda, Penaeidae.